This is a messenger RNA of Eublepharis macularius, 1356 nucleotides long. RefSeq names its product autoimmune regulator (gene AIRE). The record is from RefSeq and is a predicted model, not a curated record. Lineage: Eukaryota; Metazoa; Chordata; Lepidosauria; Squamata; Eublepharidae. The transcript is spliced from 11 exons. Bases 1 to 1356 code for a protein of 451 amino acids. Gene Ontology annotation, molecular function: translation regulator activity; DNA-binding transcription factor activity, RNA polymerase II-specific; DNA binding. Gene Ontology annotation, biological process: humoral immune response; regulation of transcription by RNA polymerase II. Gene Ontology annotation, cellular component: cytoplasm; nucleus.
AUGUUCAGUUCUGAUAGGCCUUUGGGAGAGGGGGACCUACGGAAAUUACUGAAGCUAUACCGCACAGAGAUUUCAAUGGCAGUGGAUGAUGUCUUCCCAUUGCUUCAUGGGCUUGUGGAUCAUGACGUUGUCACUGAAGAGAUGUUCAAGGACACUAUCCAUUUGAAGGAGAAAGAGGGUUGCCAUAAGGCUUUUCAUGCCGUGUUGACGUGGCUGCUGAGUCAGGAGUCACCUUCUAUCCAGGACUUCUGGAGGGUCCUCUUCAAGGAUUACAAUCUGGAAAGAUAUUCCAAGCUCCAGUCCAUUCGGAGUAGCUUUCCCAAAGAUAUGGAUCUUGGCAGGCACCGUAGGGCAAGGAAACUCACAGCCAGUCCUAAGAUACUGGCUCAGCCCAAGUCUCAAGGAAAGCGGAAGGCAACGGAGGAGAAAGACCCUUUGCACCUUCCUCAGCCUUUACUGAAAGGCGACCCACACUUUGGAGAUGGUAAGAAAUAUAUCAAAGUUGGUGGUGAGUUUUAUACCACAAGAAAAUUGGAGGAGCCUGUAGAGAAGAGUAGAGCUCGUGAACCAAAGCCCAGUGUGAAAGCCAAAGAAUCCCAGGCCCCCGAAUAUAAGAAUGAUGAUGAAUGUGCUGUCUGCAAAGAUGGUGGGGAGCUUAUCUGCUGUGAUGGAUGCCCCAAAGCCUUUCAUCUUGCCUGCCUUAUGCCACCACUGACAGAAAUUCCCAGCGGAACAUGGAGAUGUGAAUCCUGCUCUCUGGGGAAGCUGAAACUGGACAGGCACAGUGAAGAAGAGAACAGCAGACAGCAACUUUCUCAAACUCUGGGUGCUCUUACUCUCUAUGGCCAGAGGAUAGCUGAAGAUCGGAAGAGAGUUCUCAUCAAAGAACCUUUGGGGACUUCCUUUGGGCAACCUGUGUCUGCUGUAUCCCCAGUGUCUGUGGCAGUAGUACCAACAGUACAGAAUGUGGGAACAGAGGCCCAGCUGAAACUGACCACUGGGGAAAAGUGUGGUGUUUGCAGGAAAGGAGGUGACAUGAUCUACUGCAGCAAAUGCUUCAAGGCUUUCCACUGGCAAUGCCAUUUUCCUGCCCAUGCAGAUCAAAUCAGUGGAAUCUUGAUCUGCAAGUCCUGCUCCAGCAGCUCUGCAACUAUCACCGUGGAAGGAGCAGCAGUCUCAAACAGCUCAGUGCUGAGAGCGGUAAAGGUGGUGGAAGAAUCUGCUGAGGCUGAACCAGUUAUGAAUAAAGAUGAGCUGGACUCUCUGUUAGGGGAGAACACCUUUGAUGGUAUCCUGCAUUGGGCAUUCCAGAGCAUGUCUCGCCCUGUGCCAGACACCCAAGCGUUUUUUUCAUAG